AUGCCCGUCCAGUCCAAGCCCAUCCCCGCCCUUUACACGGUGUAUAUCCUCCGUUCCACCGUCCGCCACGCGUCUCUCUACAUCGGCUCGACUCCCAAUCCCCCCCGCCGUCUGAAGCAACACAAUGGCGAGGCUCGCGGCGGUGCUGCUCGCACCUCUCGUCCGAGCUUGCGCCCCUGGGAAAUGGUUGGCCUGGUCUCCGGCUUCCCGGGUAGCAUCGCUGCUCUAAAGUUCGAGUGGGCCUUGAACAACCCGCAUCUCUCUCUACACAUUCCUACCGCUUCGCGCAUUACUGUUUCGACUGGAGUUAAGAAGAAUGGCCACCCCCGCCGACCCCGCUCGAGUCUGGCCUCGAUUCUGUCCAACCUGCAACUCUUAUUAAGCGUUCCGAGCUUCUGUCGCUGGCCGCUGACACUGCACAUCUUCGCAAAAGAUGUCCACGCGGCCUGGCUGACCGCCGUCGCCGACUCGACCCAGCCCCUCCGGAACACCCUCCCCGUUGUCACCGACUUCGCCCCCGAACCCUCCGCACCUUCGGACGAGACUGCCGCGCCUUGGGGCAUCCAUGCCUUGCCAUUGGACUAUGCACCGGCGAAGGAAUACGUCGAAAAGGGGCAGUCCAUCACGACUUUUGAGAGGGAAGGCAGCUGUGUUGUCUGUCACGAAGAACUACCUCAUGGCCAGGGUCUGAUUGCUAUCUGUCCCAACAAUGGUUGCGAGGGCGUCGGCUUCGGCCACACCAUCGCUGCAAUGGUGUCUGUCUCUACAGCAAGCGGCGCCAACGGCACCGGCAGUGCGAAUGCGAGCUCGCGAGCCUCUCCAGCCGUCGGAGCGACCGCCUCGGCCAAGUCCAAGGCCGCCCAGGUCAACUCCAACGGCUACCACCCGACGAACCCCCAGAUCCCUCUCAGUUCUAUGCGAAGCACGCCGCUGGACCUGGCCUCGGUCGAACGACGAGGCCAGCCUACCGCCAUCAAGGAGCCCGUCAAGAAGAAGUCUCGCCCCCACGGCCUCGAGGAUGCGCCUACAUACUGCCCGACCGAAGAGGAGUGGAAGGACCCGAUGGAGUACAUCAAGAAGAUCUCUCCGGAGGCACAGAACUACGGACUCUGCAAGAUCAUCCCUCCCGAUUCAUGGAACCCAGAGUUCGCUAUUGAUACAGAGAGAUUCCAUUUCAGAACGCGAAAACAGGAGUUGAACUCGGUCGAAGGCAGCACGCGAGCAAACAUUUCGUACCUCGACGCGCUCGCCAAAUUCCACCGGCAACAAGGAAACAACCUGCAUCGCCUGCCCUACGUCGACAAGAAGCCCCUUGACCUGUACAGGCUCAAGAAGGCGGUCGAGGCUCGGGGCGGCUUCGAUAAGGUCUGCAAGUUGAAGAAGUGGGCUGAGAUUGGCCGCGACUUGGGAUAUAGUGGCAAAAUCAUGUCGUCGCUUUCCACCUCACUCAAGAACUCAUACCAAAGAUGGCUUUGCCCGUAUGAGGAGUAUCUCCGCCUCGCCAAACCAGGUGUGCACCAGCAACUGGAGCUCGAGAACGGCGGCCCUUACACACCAAGCCCCGCCGUGACGCCCAUGAAGCGUUCCAACGUCAAUACGCCUGCCAGUGCCCGUGGCGACUCGCCAGCUCGCCAGGCGUCCGACGCCCUUCAAGCAAGUAUCAACGGGCUCAAAAAGGAAGGCGAUCGGGACACUCCCAUGGCGGAUGCACCACCUGCUUCGGCGCCCGCGCCCACCCCUGCGCCGGUCACUUCAGGCUUCAGAGCGAUCAACUCUGGCGGCUUCACAGCUGUCAAUUCGGGCUUCAAGAGCGUCAACCGCCCAACACCUCAAGAUGAUGCCACAAGCACUCCUCAAAAGUCCUUCAGCCCUCUCAACUCCGCCAAGGCUACGCCCGAGUACAGACCCUCGAGUUUGGGUCCCGCAGCCUUGAAGCGUCAAAUGAGCUGCGAUAGCCUCGAUUCAGCUAAGAAGGACAAUGGCGCGGACAAGGAAGACGCCGAUGGUGGAAGCAGACGAAGUAAGCGUCUCAAGAAAGAUACUGUUCCUACGGUGGCCGGAUCUCACAUGUCCCUGUUCCGACCGUCCGUACCCAGCAUUCCCCGAGAUGAAGCGUCGGCCCCUGGAGAGAAAUGUGAGCAAUGCGGCAAGGCAGAAGAGGGAGGACCCUUGAUUGUCUGCGAAUCGUGCGACCACGCUUACCACGGCACGUGUCUCGAUCCUCCUCUCAAGCACAAGCCCGAGUCCGAAUGGAACUGUCCACGAUGCUUGGUCGGCGAUGGCCAGUAUGGCUUCGAGGAAGGCGGCCUUUACUCUCUCAAGCAGUUUCAGCAAAAGGCUGCAGACUUCAAGCAGGGCUACUUCGAGAAGAAGAUGCCUUUCGACCCUGUCCUCAACUGUCACCGCCCUGUUACAGAGGAAGAUGUUGAGACCGAAUUCUGGCGCCUUGUUGCCGAUAUCGAGGAGACCGUCGAGGUUGAGUAUGGCGCCGACAUUCACUGCACCACCCAUGGCUCUGGCUUCCCCACUGUUGAGAAGCAGCCCAACAACGCUUACUCGACUGACCUCUGGAACCUCAACUUGCUGCCGCUCCAUCCCGAGAGCUUGUUCAGACACAUCAAGUCGGAUAUCUCUGGCAUGACGGUGCCAUGGGUCUACGUCGGCAUGAUUUUUUCGACCUUCUGCUGGCAUAACGAGGACCAUUACGCCUAUUCUGCCAACUACCAGCAUUUCGGAGCCACCAAGACAUGGUACGGUAUUCCGGGUGAAGACGCCGAGAAAUUCGAGGCUGCUAUGCGUGAGGCCGUUCCUGAGCUCUUCGAGACGCAACCGGAUUUGCUGUUCCAGUUGGUCACUCUUCUCACCCCCGAGCAACUGAAGAAGGCUGGUGUGCGAGUGUACGCCUUGGACCAGCGAGCAGGACAGUUUGUCAUCACUUUUCCCCAGGCCUAUCAUGCCGGCUUCAACCACGGUUUCAACUUCAACGAGGCUGUAAACUUUGCCCCUUGCGACUGGGAGCCAUUUGGCCUCUCUGGCGUUGAGAGACUCCAGGUAUUCCGCAGGCAGCCGUGCUUCUCGCAUGACGAGCUAUUAUGGACGGCUGCUGAGGGCACGACUAACGGCGGCCUCAACAUCCAAACCGCAAAAUGGCUGGCACCUGCCCUCGACCGAAUCAAGAAGCGGGAGAUGGCAAACCGAUCUGACUUUGUGGCCAAGCAUCUCGAGCCACAGUGGCACAACUGCGCUCUUUCGGGCAAAGAGGAGAGCUCCUGCCCUCUGAAAUUCGAGGUCAAUGAGGAGAAUGUGCCCGAGGAGGAGUAUCAGUGCUCCUACUGCAAAGCUUUCACAUACCUGUCUAGGUUCAAGUGCCUCAAGUCGGGCAAGGUUCUUUGUCUCGCGCACGCUGGUCACCAGCCAUGCUGUGAAGUGCCCGAGCAGCAACGAUUCAAUGGCGAAAGGCAUGCCGUCAUUUACAGACAGACCGAGGAGACCAUCAACGAGGUCUAUGAAAAGGUGCUUGAGAAGGCCCGCACGCCGGAAGCCUGGGAAGAGAAGUAUGAGAAACUUCUGGAAGAGGAGGCGAUCCCUUCUCUCAAGACUCUGCGGACUCUUCUACACGAGGGUGAGAAAAUACCCCAUGACCUGCCCUCGCUCCCUUUGCUUCGGGAAUUCGUCGAACGAUGCAACGAUUGGGUGGAGGAGGCCACCAACUACACGGUCCGGAAGCAGCAAAACAGGCGCAAGAGCGAAAAGUCCAUCAACCGAAAGAAUUCGCUGGACCAGAAAGAACGAGAUGCGCGGAAUGUUUCCAACGUGUACCGCUUGCUUAGUGAGGCGGAGCAAAUCGGAUUCGAUUGCCCUGAGAUUACCCAGCUGAGGGAGCGGGCCGAGGCCAUCGAGGCCUUCCAGAAGAAUGCAGCUAAAGCGCUGGAACAGAUCCACCUCGCCGAACUCUCAGAAAUCGAAGACCUACUUGAGGAGGGAAGGACUUUCAACGUCGACAUGCCCGAAGUCGAACGUCUUUCCCACGUUCUGCAGCAGCUUAAGUGGAACGAGAAGGCCAGGAAUAACAGAAUCGUGCUCCUGUCGUUGAACGAAGUCCGCGAGCUCAUCGAGGAAGGCAAGCGCCUGGAUAUCCCGCCGUACAACGACCAUCUGUCACACUACAUCGAGCAGAUGAACGCUGGACAACAAUGGGAGAAGAAGGCCAGGGAGCUGAUCAACGCAGAGAUCGUCCACUACCCUCAGCUGGAGGCACUGUCCAUGCAGGUCACUGUCAAUUUCCUGCCCGUCUCAGCCGAGACCUUGGCUGCUGUGGACCAGAUUCUCCACAAGCAGAGAGAGGCACACCGGCAAAUUGUCGACUUGACUGAGAGAUCGCGAGACCGCGACAUCCGCAACCGACCCAAGUAUGCCGAAGUGGCCGACAUCAUGCGCAAGCUGGAUGACCUGAACUCGAAACCAAACGGCACACUUGACCUGGAGCGUGAGCAGAAGCGUCACGAAGACUGGAUGAGAGAGGGCAAGAAGUUGUUCGGCAAGACCAACGCGCCCCUUCAUAUUCUGAAGAGUCAUAUGGACUACGUCUUCGAGCGUAACCAGGACUGUUUCGACAUUGAGAACGACAAGCCCCGCAUGCCUGCCGAACCGGCCUCCAGAGAAGCCAGCCCUGCGGACGAAAGGGUUCACCGGUGGGAGGACCCCCGAUUCCGGGAGGUCUUCUGUAUUUGCAGAAAGGUUGAGGCUGGCAUGAUGAUUGAGUGUGAGCUUUGCCACGAAUGGUAUCACGGAAAAUGCCUCAAGAUUGCUCGCGGCAAGGUCAAGGACGAAGACAAAUAUACCUGCCCCAUUUGCGACUGGCGAGUCAAGAUUCCGAGAGACGCUGCACGACCCAAACUCGAAGAGCUUAUUGCUUGGUCCGAUAAGAUCCCAAGCUUACCGUUCCAGCCCGAGGAAGAGGAUGUCUUGCAGAAGAUCAUCGACAAUGCUCAGGAAUUCCGAAACCAUAUCGCUUGCUACUGCAAUCCCCUCAUGUCGACCGAAGCUCAGGCGGAUACACAGCGGUUCUACCUGCGCAAGAUCGAAGGCGCAGAGAUCUUACUCGCCUACGAGACCAAUUUCUUCCGGCAAGAACUGCACAAAUGGUGCCCCGUUGCACCGAACGCACCGCCGGUACUCGAGGUCUCGAAGAGCACCCGCAAGCCGCGACCGACGAAACUGCAGAAGCUCUUGGCACAGUUCGGCGUGGAUGACGCUGAAGACCUCCCCGAAAACAUGAAGGCCAAGGCGGCCAGUCUGAAGCGCAAAGCUCAGAAUGCUGAGGCGGCCGCUCAGGCGGCUGCCCAAGCUGCGGCGAGCUCUGCAUCCGGUGCCACUGUCAUACCGGGUCUUCAUCAAUCGUACAACCGCAAGUCGGAGCACUCGUCUGCUACGCCGCCUGGCACCUCCCACGGCAACCCUCAUCGCCAGUCGAUUGGCAGCAAGGGCGACCCCAUGGACGUCGACAACGGACCAACUUUCCACGGCUUGUUUGGCGGACGCGGCCCUCAGCUCGUGGGUGAUAACGCGUCGAUGUCUCUUGAAGAGCGCCUCCUCCAGGGCCAGGAAGAUGGGCUUAACCUGCACACCGAGGCUGGGAAGAGUAAGGCUCUCGAAAUCCUGCGUCGCACUGAGGUCGGGCGCAGACGUGCCGUAGAAAUGUUCGGACCCGACGUGUUCAAGGGGGAUGUCGGCAUGCUUAACGGCAGAGACGACGCACCCAGAUCUCGGGAGGAGGAAGUGGCCGUCAACAAGAUGUUUGACGACCUGACGAAUCAAGACGAUGAGAAGAAGGAAGCGUUCGACGGUCCGAUUACAGCCGAAAGCCUGGAAAGCGAGCGAAAUGGCAUGGAUGCCUUGCUUGACGGUGACUAG
Molecule: messenger RNA, 5913 nt
Organism: Colletotrichum karsti
Lineage: Eukaryota; Fungi; Ascomycota; Sordariomycetes; Glomerellales; Glomerellaceae
Product: PLU-1-like protein
Exons: 8
Coding region: 1-5913 (1970 amino acids)
Biological process (GO): DNA repair; chromatin remodeling
Cellular component (GO): nucleus; Slx1-Slx4 complex
Molecular function (GO): heme binding; electron transfer activity; DNA binding
Source: RefSeq, a predicted model, not a curated record